Messenger RNA from Aspergillus japonicus CBS 114.51, 1237 nucleotides. RefSeq names its product SRR1 family protein. The record is from RefSeq and is a predicted model, not a curated record. The transcript is spliced from 3 exons. The coding region runs from base 80 to 1237 and encodes 385 amino acids. Lineage: Eukaryota; Fungi; Ascomycota; Eurotiomycetes; Eurotiales; Aspergillaceae.
CUCUUUCUCCGGUAUCGGCAUUUAUUCUGAGGACAAAUCUUUCUACGUCGAGGUUUCCUACCCCUUUUGGUUCUUCAAAAUGCCGCUGCCAUUACCCGGUGAGGAUAAUCAAGCGCAAUUCAUGUUUACGGUAGCUAGGCUCACGCCUGGCAGCAGCCAGCCACGCCGCCUAGAGAACGAUGAACAGGAGAUGUUCAAAUGCAUGCAGCUGUACAAACUUGGGGUGCCUCUUUAUACCCGUGAGGCUAUUCUGAAUGCGUACGGUCAGCUGAAGGCCAGCAAACGUGGCGAUAUCAUCAAGAUCACAGCCAUAGACGGCACUAGUGUCGACUUUAUCAUCAAUACUGGCAGAGUCUGGAUUGGUGCCGAUGGGUAUGAGCGUGAGCUUGGGAAACCCCGUCUGUGUUUCAUGCCCAUCCAGAGACUUGAGAGCUGUGUUGUUCCCGAUCAACUGCACACCAUCCCCUGCAGCAUUCGCGUCGCCCACCGAGUUGCCACGCGCGAUCCGAUCACCAAGGAGAGAUUCGAGUAUGGGGUUACCGCCUUCGAGAAGGUCCGGCUGAACCUCUUCACCACGCUCCACUUCUGGCGGAAUAGCCCCUACUACCAGCUGCUCCGGUACCUGCUGGACGAUUACCCCAAGAUGCCGCGGAUCACCAAGAUCAUCGGGUUCGACUGCGGCAGUAUGUCCCGCGACUUGCAAGGCCAGCUCUCCAACAACUCCCGUGCCCGCUACCAGCAUGCGUUCCUCAUCGCGCUGAAGGAGUACCUUGACGCCCGCAACUUCGAGACCACGGGGCAGGAGGUCCGCGUGUACGUGCAGCAUGAGAUGUACCUUGAGCGGGACAUCGAGGUCAUCCGGCAGUUCGGGGUACAGGUGCUCCAGGACCCGGAGGGGUUCCUCGUUGUCGAUGAGGAGACCGUGAUUUUCUCAUGUCGACCCGAAUGUCCGGUGAGACAGGUUGUGGCCGACCUGGCGAUGCCGGCAAUGAUGAUCUGGGACCAUGAGAGGGAUCCAGCCAAGGUCAACGGGAUGUCUGUGCAGCGCAUUUUUGACCCCUGGUCCACUCGCCUGGACACUAUGAUGCGGUUCUACCAUGUGCAGGAAUUUGUCAACGAUGAGAUCAAUUUCGGUAAGAUGGAUGUGUGUAUUCGUCGCCCUAUGGCAGAUGUGUAUCACGACUUGAAUGAUCCGGACCCCGGCAGCGAGGCGAACAUUGCCCAGCCAGUCGCGUAA